Molecule: messenger RNA, 1785 nt
Organism: Maylandia zebra (zebra mbuna)
Lineage: Eukaryota; Metazoa; Chordata; Actinopteri; Cichliformes; Cichlidae
Gene: pnmt
Product: phenylethanolamine N-methyltransferase
Cellular component (GO): cytosol
Molecular function (GO): phenylethanolamine N-methyltransferase activity
Source: RefSeq, a predicted model, not a curated record
CAAGUAUAUAAUUCAGCUCAAGGGGUCUCAGCAGCUUACCUGAAGACUGACCAGCCAAAACAGACGUGCAAGGUAUCGCAGCAGAGAAAGCAGGAUGAUGGAAGAAAAAGGAAGAGAGAAUGGAGUGGCAGCCAUGAAAGCCUGCUACCGGAGAUUUGAUCCUGCUGCGUAUCUACAGUACAACUACACUCCACCACGGGCUGACUUCACAAGAAAAGACAGUAUUGUGCCGUGGAAACUGGCAUGCCUGCACAGAGCUUUUACUGAAGGUGAUAUGAGUGGUGAGCUCCUCGUGGACAUAGGUUCAGGUCCCACCUUGUACCAGGUGAUGAGUGGCUGUGAGGUUUUUAGUAAAGUGCUCCUGACAGACUUCCUGGAGGUGAACCGGCAGGAGCUGAGGCGCUGGCUGCAGGAUGAGGGACAAUGCAGUCUUGACUGGACACCAUACCUACAGCACGUCUGCAAACUGGAGGGACGACGGCCCUCAGCGUGGACUGAGAAAGCUGCAAAGUUACGUCAGGUCAUCGCGGACAUCCUCCCCAUUGACGUGCACUGCUCUCAGCCCCUGGCUCCUGACGCCCUUCCUUUGGCAGGGGCCGACUGUCUGGUGUCCUGCUUCUGCCUGGAGAGUGUCAGCCCUGACCUCGCUGCCUUCACCAGGGCCCUUGGCCACAUCGGGAAGCUCCUGCGCCCUGGUGGUCACCUCAUGCUCAUCGGAGCCCUCGGGGAGAGUUAUUAUUUUGCGGGGCCUGGGGUGAGGAUCCCAGUGGUCCCGCUGAAUGAGGCCCAGGUCUGUACUAGUUUGAAGGAGAGUGGAUACACUCUGAUCCGACUGGAGGUUUACACACUGACUCAGGAUAUGAGGGUGGGGGUUGAUGAUGUGACUGGAGUGUUUUUUGUAAAGGCAAAGAAGGAUUAACAAGGGAGAAAGUAAACAAGUGAGAGAAAAGCAAGGAAGGCAGAUAAAAAAAAAUCUCAAAGAAGAAAUUAAAUAAGUCACUAUUCAGACGGAAAUAAUAUAGAUUAAGCCUGGGUAAAUGUUUAGCAGUUAUUUAGAAAGUGGAUUGCUGAUAAUGCUGAGAAUAAAAUGCACACAUAUUUCUGUUUUGAGUUAGAGCCUGUGCUUUAGUCAUUUUAAGGUAUUCCAGUUUCCACACGAAUGACAUGUUUCACUUUAUUCCACCACAUUUUGUCGCAUUUUCAUCAUGUUACUCUGGACCUCCGUCUGUCUUUCUAAGAGGGAAAGUAAAUGAGAGACUAUUUUGCUGCAGAAGCACUUAUUGGUUUAGUAAAGGCAGCCACCUCCUGCAGUUUCUACAGCAUCAAGAAUGUAAACAUUAGUCCUACAGUAGGCAUAUCACAUAAAAUCCCCACAGGAAUUACCCAGCCGUAUGUAAACAGCAUGUGCUUAUCUUCGUUCAGCUGCUAAUUAUUCAAAAGGUUGAGAUGAUUUUUGAUUGUAUGAAUAAAAAUGCAAUGCUUAUUUAUUUUUCUUGGUACUAUGUGCUAUUUUAGGGAAUCAUUUUAUAUUGCCAUCUAGAAACGUCUUUGUGUAAUUAGAAGGAUUGAACACAAGGUGUCGCUACUUGAUCAUCUUGAGUUGCUCCUCAAAUCUCAUCACAGGCCUUAACACAUCUCUUUAGUAAAGAGAUAUCAUUGUUGUUGUUAUUAUUAUUAUUAUUAUUAUUAUUAUUGCUGCAAAACGGUUACUAAUUGUACUCUAAAUUAAUUACAAUGUGUAAAGACACUAUUAAUAGCUUAUUUUGUGUUCCCCUAACAUUAAAA